AUGGCUCAAAGGUUCUUGUUGGCGAACGUCAAUCACUGUGCCAGAGCUCAGGAUCUACUACACCAGAGCAUGGCACAGUGGAUGACACACGUAUGUGUGGUGACAGAGCCUUAUUACGUGCACGAGAGGGAUGAUUGGGCCGGCGACCUGGAGGACAAAGUCGCAGUGAUCACCAACCCAGCAGCGGACUCCUUACCCUUCAGUAAGAUCCGGAGGGGCCGGGGAUGCGUCGCCGCUCUGGUAGGCGACAUUGUGAUAGUGGGGGGUUAUUUCUCUCCGAAUCGCUCUGUCGCCGAAUUCGAGACGUUCCUAGCAGAGGCCGGUACUCUGCUGACUGGGUGGGGUCGUCCCCACGAAGUGUUGGUGGCCGGAGACCUCAACUCGAAAUCGCAAUCGUGGGGCUCCCGUGUGACGGAUAUUCGUGGGGAACUAGUGGAGGACUGGUUGGUAUCGCACGGACUGGUAGUGGUGAACCGGGGAACGGUUGACACAUGCGUGCGAAUGCAGGGCGGCUCCGUUGUGGACAUUACGUUCGCGAGCCCUGCUCUAGCGCGCCGUGUCCAGACCUGGGAGGUGAUGGAGGGGGUUGAGACUCUGUCGGACCACAGAUAUGUGCGUUUCGACAUCUCUCCCCCCUUCCAGGUCCCCCCGAGUAGCACAAAUCGAUCCCCGGAAGAGAUUGGUCCGCGGUGGGCGCUGAAGCGCCUAGACCGCGACACACUGGCAAUAGCAGCACUGGUAGAGAGCUGGUCGCCGUGGUCAGAUGGAGCAGAGCCAGGCCGCGAAGUUGAGUGGUUCAGGGAGGCCAUGUCGCACGUGUGCGAUGCGGCGAUGCCCAGAGUAAGGGUGCUGCCGCCUCGCACAGCAGUGCACUGGUGGUCUCCAGAACUGGCUCGACUAAGAGAGGCAUUUCACGCCUCUGCAUAUUACGUGCGGUACGAACCAAAAGCCAAUCCGUACCUGGACAUCAUCAGGAACAUUCUGAAACGCCAGCUGGAAGGCAACGUCAAUAUAAUGGCACACCCUUCUGACCCGGGAGUGGUAGUUGCUACGCACGUGCCGAACGUGACGAGGAUUCCCGAAUGCGACCCGACUGCUGACGACGAUGACGACUGCAAAAUGCAAAAACGCAAGAACAAAAAACAGUGGGACAGGAAAACUGUGGAAAACGGCCUAUCUAGACGGGAUUUAUUGAAGAUAAUAGACAUUUUGGACUACGAAAAAUAGGACGUCACCUUUAUCAGGAUAAUACCAAAGAAACAGACCAUUGCUCAAACUUUCAA
This is a messenger RNA of Ostrinia furnacalis (Asian corn borer), 1283 nucleotides long. RefSeq lists its product as uncharacterized. The record is from RefSeq and is a predicted model, not a curated record. NCBI's taxonomy places the organism in Eukaryota, Metazoa, Arthropoda, Insecta, Lepidoptera, Crambidae. The transcript is spliced from 3 exons. Gene Ontology annotation, molecular function: catalytic activity. Bases 1 to 1227 code for a protein of 408 amino acids.